CCCGAAAAAUGCUCGAUGAAUAGCUGCGGGUCUAUUUUCACUCAACAUGUGAUUUUGUUUACAAUUUGUUUAUGUUUUUCUGGUGAUUAAUUAAAUUGCUUAGUUUAUUUUUCUUUCUGCUUUUCUAUCAAUUAUGAGUUCGUUAUUUCGCCCAUCGGUAAGGUUAUUUAAAUCAGCUCUAAGAUCGAAUUGUAAUGGUUGUAAUGUAAGAACAUUUUUUAAUUUCCGAAAAUUGAGCGAAGGAAUGUCAACAAAAAGUGUCAUGAUUUCGACUGCGAUUUUAGGAGGAUAUGGUUCUGCUUACCUUUACCUUAAACGGGAAAAGGAAUUGAAAAGUAAAAUGGAGCGAAUCGAAGUGGUGAAAAAAACGAUCGGUGGGGCAUUUGAUCUGACAGAUCAGAAUGGAAAACCUUUUGGUAGUAAAGAACUACUUGGUCGAUGGACUCUUAUGUAUUUCGGAUUCACUCAUUGUCCUGACAUUUGUCCUGAUGAAUUGGACAAAAUAACCGAAGUUGUGCAGAAAUUGGCAUCUUUCAAGAACACUGGAGUUCCGGAAGUUUUUCCUCUCUUUGUCACCGUUGAUCCUGAACGUGAUGAUCCCGCUGCCAUAAAGAAAUAUUUAGCUGAUUUUUCGCCGAAAUUUAUUGGUUUGACCGGAACAAAAGAAGCCAUAAAAAAAGUAUGCGAUCUAUUUCGAGUAUACAGUCACGCUGGAAUACCAGAUGAUAACAAUGAAUAUAUUGUCGAUCAUACGAUUGUUACUUAUCUUCUUAACCCUGAGGGUGAAUUUGUAGAUUACUAUAUGAGAUCAAACGAUGCAGAUCAGAUCGUGAAAGCGAUAUUGCAUCACAUAAACGACUAUAUGGUUUUACAGAACAAGAAAUUAUGGUUAAUCAAAUAGAUCUAAUUUUAGCAUCAGCAACUUUUCCAAUUUUCACUGUCAUUAUAAUGUCUCUUUGUAAAUUAUCAACUAAAUUAAGUUUCAUCCAUUAUCAAGAGGAAUCCGUUGGAAACUCAAAAAUUGAAAUCAUUAAUGAUCCAGAGAUGUGAUACUCUCAACAAUGUCUCAUCGAUUACAUGUAUAUUAGCAAUUAAAACGAGUCAAUUUUCUGUAUCAAAA
Molecule: messenger RNA, 1120 nt
Organism: Panonychus citri (citrus red mite)
Lineage: Eukaryota; Metazoa; Arthropoda; Arachnida; Trombidiformes; Tetranychidae
Product: protein SCO1 homolog, mitochondrial-like
Exons: 1
Coding region: 134-901 (255 amino acids)
Biological process (GO): mitochondrial respiratory chain complex IV assembly
Source: RefSeq, a predicted model, not a curated record